AUGGCAAUAUUCUCUAGGGGUUACUUGCUCUCCCUCUCCCUCUCUCUCCUCCUCUUGUUCGACGUCUCUUUAGCCCAAUUCGGGGAGCAAGGGAGGAGCCCAUUCGGGAGCCAGCGCCGGUUCGGGUCUCAGAGCCGGUGCCGGAUCGAGAGGCUCAACGCCCAGGAACCGAGGCGGAGGGUCGAGUCUGAGGCAGGCCUCACCGAGUACUUUGACGAGGACAACGAGCAGUUCGAGUGCGCCGGGGUAGCCGCACACCGCCGUAUUGUUCAGCCUGGAGGCCUCGUCUUGCCUAAAUUCUACAAUGCUCAUGCCCUCACUUAUGUUGUCCAAGGCAAGGGUAUUUUCGGCAAUGUGAUGCCGGGAUGCCCGGAAUCGUUCCAGUCCUUCCAGCGAGGCGACCCUAGGACAUCGCGUGAAGAAGGCCGCCGAGGACGGUCGGAGAGAGACCAGCACCAGAGAGUCGACCACUUCAGAGAGGGUGACAUCAUCGCAAUCCCUGCAGGAGUUGCUCACUGGGUCUACAACGAUGGAGAACAGCCCAUCGUUGCGUUCACGGUUCUCGAUACAAGCAACAAUGCCAACCAACUCGACAGCAACCGCAGGGAAUUCCUUCUCGCCGGAAGGAAGGGGAGAGGCCAACACUUAGGCGUCGAGCCUAGAGAAGACUCUGACGACUUUAACCUCCUCAGCGGUUUCGACACCGAAAGUUUGGCCGAAUCCAUGGGCAUAAGCAGGGACCUAGCGGAGAAGCUGAGAGGACGAAGCGACGACAGGGGGGAGAUUGUGAGGGUCGAGGGAAGCUUCCACAUCGUGAGGCCGUCAAGAAGGGAAGAGGGAAUGAGCGAGGGAGAGGAGAGAGAAAGGGAGUACGAGGAAGAGGAGAGAGAGAGGGAGAGGAGGCGUCUGAUGGCAAACGGACUUGAGCAGGCCUUCUGCUCGGUGGGGGUGAAGCGCAACAUCGAUGAUCCGAGGCGUGCGGACAUAUACAAUCCUAAUGCAGGGAGGACCACCACCCUCAACAGCCAGAAGCUUCCCCUUCUCAGAUAUCUCCAGCUCAACGCGGUCAGGGGUGUCCUCCACAGGAAUGCCUUUGUUGCCCCACACUGGAACAUGAACGCCCACUCCAUAAUGUACGUCACCAGAGGAAACGCCCGGCUCCAGAUCGUCAACGACCGCGGCAACACUGCCUUCAACGGCGAGCUCCGCCAAAACCAGCUCAUCGUCGUCCCCCAGAACUUCGCGCUCUUGAUCCAAUCAAGAAGCGAAAACUUCGAGUGGGUAGCUAUAAAGACCAACGACAACGCAAUGGUCAGCCCCAUCGUCGGAAAAACAUCGGUAUUCAAGGGGUUGCCUGAGGAAGUGCUGAGGAAUGCUUACAGGGUUUCGAGGGAGGAGGCGAGGAUGUUGAAGUAUAACAGGGGAGAGGAGAUGGUUGUGCUUGUUCCCCACUCUUCUCAGUCGAGGGGAAGAGCCGAGGCUUGA
Messenger RNA from Asparagus officinalis (garden asparagus), 1485 nucleotides. Its product is annotated as glutelin type-A 1-like. The record is from RefSeq and is a predicted model, not a curated record. NCBI's taxonomy places the organism in Eukaryota, Viridiplantae, Streptophyta, Magnoliopsida, Asparagales, Asparagaceae. Bases 1 to 1485 code for a protein of 494 amino acids. The transcript is spliced from 4 exons. Gene Ontology annotation, molecular function: nutrient reservoir activity.